This is a messenger RNA of Neolamprologus brichardi, 4783 nucleotides long. NCBI's taxonomy places the organism in Eukaryota, Metazoa, Chordata, Actinopteri, Cichliformes, Cichlidae. The record is from RefSeq and is a predicted model, not a curated record.
UGUUGGCCAAUCAAACGUCAGGAGCAAAAAUUCAAACUGAGAAAAGCGCGUUGGUCUUCCUGCUCGCAUUUUGUGUUGUUUUUGGAGAUAGACCGAAGGAGCGAAGAUGACAGAGGAGUCAGCGGUAAAAGUCUGCGUUCGAGUCCGUCCGCUUAUUGCGAGGGAAGAGAGUGCAUCCGAGAAUGCAGAGCCUGUCCAGAUUUUCUGGAAAGCUGACAAGAAAUCAAUUCAUCAGAUUGAUGAUGGAAAUUCCACCAAGAGCUUCAGCUUUGACCGAGUGUUUGCCGCUGAUGAAACGACCAGUCAGCUGUACAAUGACAUUGCAAAGCCUCUGGUUGUUUCCACUGUCGAGGGAUACAACGGAACCAUAUUUGCUUACGGGCAAACUUCUUCUGGAAAGACCUUCACCAUGAUGGGGACCAGUCGCACCCUCGGAGUGAUACCUCAAGCUGUGGAGGAUGUCUUUCAAACCAUUAAGAAUUUUCCCAAGAAGGAGUUCCUUCUCAGAGUGUCCUACAUGGAGAUCUACAACGAGACUGUGACGGACCUGCUUGUCGACAGCUGGAAAAGAAAACCUCUAGAAGUCAGAGAACAAAUCAAUAAAAACAUCUAUGUGGCUGAUUUGACUGAAGAGUUGGUUACAUCUCCUGCACAAGUCCUGGCAUGGAUUCGGAAAGGAGAAAAGAACCGACAUUAUGGAAAGACAAAAAUGAACCAGCGGAGCAGCCGAUCGCACACUAUUUUCCGGAUGAUCCUGGAGAGCCGGGAAAGGAGCGACCCAGCAUCAGGUGAAAGUAGUGAUGGAGCCAUCAUUGUGUCUCAUUUGAAUUUAGUGGAUCUGGCCGGAUCUGAGAGAGCAAGUCAAACUGGAGCUGAAGGUACACGUUUCAAAGAAGGCUGUAAUAUAAACCGCAGCUUGUUCACGCUCGGCCAAGUGAUAAAGAAACUGACCGACGAAAACCAGAAGGGUUUCACCAACUACAGAGACAGUAAACUGACCCGCAUCCUGCAGAACUCGUUGGGUGGGAAUGCUAAAACUGUCAUUAUCUGCACCAUCACCCCAGUCACUCUGGAUGAGACCCUCAGCACUCUACAGUUUGCAAGCACAGCAAAGAAAAUGAAGAACGACCCUCACGUAACAGAGGUGUCAGAUGAUGGGGCUCUGCUCAAAAGGUAUCGCAAUGAAAUUGCAGAACUCAAGCGACGACUUCACGAGGUUUCUUCAGUCACGCAGACCACUGUGACAGAGAAGGAGGUUCUCUCCCAGCUGCUCCAAGAGAAGGAUCAGCUGCAGAGAGAAAAAGAGGGCCUGAAGAGAAAUCUGGCCAAUCUCCUUGUGACAAGCUCAAAUCUGGUCCCAGUCCAGAAGAUGCCAAGCCGCAGGGUUACCUGGGGAGGAAAGAUGGUAAAACUUGGCCAUCCAUCUGGCUGUGUGGGGAGUUUCUCUGAUCUCAGCUUUGCAGAAUCUUUCACUCAGAAGAGAACUCUGUCAGACUUCUCCUGCCUGAUGGAGCUGGGUGAAGAUGAUGAGGACUUUGAGUCCAACUGGGGAAUUCCAGAGGAGCCGUCAGAUGAAAUGGAAAUGAGUCGAAGCUCUGUGACUGUUCGUAGCUUUGGAGACAGUCCCAGAGACUUCAUGUCUCCUGAUCGGCUGCAAGAACUUUCAGGCAAAGUGUCCAGUCUGGAGAUGCAGCUGGAACAGGAGAGUCAGGAGAAAGAGACGGCCCUGUCAAGUUUAGAUGUGUUAAAGGGCAGAGUGGCAGAGCUGCAGCUGGAGCUGGAAACAGAGAUGCAGCAUAGACAGGAAGCACUGGAAAAAGUGCAGACUGGAGAACAGAGGAGAGCAGAGCUGGAAGCGCUGCUGCACACUGAAGCUCAGCAGAGGCUGGAGGCCACACAGAAGGCUGACACGUUGGAGCUGAGAGUGACAGACUUGGAGAAACAACUGGGAGAACACAGUGACGCAGACACUGAGACAAAUGAACAGAUGAGAAAAGAGUUUGCUGAGACCAUCCAGCUUUGUGAAACUUUGGCGUCAGAGAAGGACUUGGUGGCUGCAGAGCGAGACUACCUGAAACAGGAGCUGGGCAUGUUUAUAGAGCAAAUGGAGCGUCUGGAAAAAGAGAAGGCUGCUGUAUUACAGGAGCUAGAGGAGAAGAGGGAGAUGGACGAGUUUAAAUCUCUAGAAGAGGGGUGCAGGAAGGAGAACGAGAAAGAGUUAGAAAAUGAAAUUGUAAGCUUGAAGAAAGCUGUUGAGUCCUCUGAACUCCAGCGCAUGCAGCUCCAGAAUGAAAUCAAGACUCUGACUGAACAGCUGAAGAAGAAGGAAACAGAAUUUGCACAUGAGAUGGAGAACCUGGGCAGUAAGGACUUGGUGCAGGAGGUGGUGAAGCUUCGCCGCUCUCUGGAUGAUGCAGAGCUGCUGAGCAGAGACACAAGGAAGGAGUGGGCUGUCCUACGCAGUCGCAGCAUCUCUUUGGAGGAGACGAAUGUGACUCUGACUGCCAGCCACGAGAAAAUGGAGGCGGAGGUGAAGAGUCUGCGUCUUCAGCUGGAGACGGAGAAGUCACGUUACAGAAAGAUGCAGAGCGAUCUCCAGAAGGAGCUGAAUGUCGCAUUUGAUGAGAACACCAAGCUCACCACUCUGCUAGACGGCAAUGUGCCUAAAAAUCUGAUUGACAGCAUAGAGCUUGAGAGAACCGUGGCCAAUCUAAAUAAAGAGUUGAUGGCAUCUCGUCAAGUGGAGACGGCCUUGAGAGCUCAGCUAGAUGAGCUGGCUGCAUGUCAGACUCUCCCAGAUAAAGUGGACGCCUUGGUAAAGCAGCUUGAAGGAAGUGAGCAGGAGCGAGGAGCUCUGGAAGGAAAACUGAGCGAGGUGCAGCAGCUGAUCAAGGAUUUGGAGGAGAAGCUUGCUGACAGCGAAGCUUCCAGAAGCACUGAGGAGGAGAUUAGCAGAGAGCUUCAAGAACAAAUCAGCCAGUUAAAUGAAGAACUUCGGUGUGUGCGAGCUGAGAAAGCCGAGCUCCUGUCCGAGCAGAGCACUGGCCUUUAUGCUGCGCAGUGUGACUCGCAGCAAUGGUCCCUGGUCAGCCCUGACUUUGUGUUAAAGGUGGAGACACUGCAGUCUGAGAUAAGGACUCUGACCGAUGCAUUGAAAAUGGCUGAAGCAGAAGGAGCACAGCUGCUGUCUGAGAAGGAGCUCAGCACUCAGACCUCCACAGAGGAGAUGGAGAAGCUGCUGUGCAGAGUGACGUCUGUCAGCGAGGAGAGAGACGAGCUGCAGGAGAUCCUGGAGGGUCUGAGGCAGGAGAAGCAGCAGCUCCAAGCAGAGCUGGAGGACAGGAUGCAGAUGAUCUCAGCCAUCCAGGACAAGCUGAGUCAGCUGGAACAGCUGAACAUGCAGCAGCAGCAGCCUGAGAGAGGAGAGCAAGAAGCCAAGCUGCAACAAGACAUACUGCAGCUUAAAGAGCAAGUUCAAAUGCACACAGAAAGACGCGCUCAGGCUGAAAGUGAAGCAGAUGCAGUGCAGCAGUUGCUCAGCGAAGCGAAUGCAACCAUCUCUGCUCUCAGAGAGCAGCUCAGCAGGUCAGAGCCGAGCACCAGCGGGGCUAAGGAGCUGCUGUCGUCACGACUGCAAGACUCCACCACACAGCUUGAGGAGUCCUUCAAAAGGUUCCAGCAAUUCAUAGACACUUGUUGUAGUUAUGACAAUAUAACUCAGGACAAGGGCCUGAGGGAGCGGCGUUCCCUGAAGCAUCCUCUUCCCAAGGCCACCAAGGAUGCCUAUGAUGCAGUCUUUCAGCUGGGAAAAAUGAGCAGCAUUUUGGACAAGCUCUGGGACCACAUGACCUCCUACCUCCAUGAGCUGAAGGGUGAGAUUCAAGAACGAUUCAAGUUCAAUAAGCAGCUGCAGGUCCUGAUCACCAACCAGCCAAUUAGCUUCAGUGGGCUGGACAGCAUCCUGGAGCCGGAGUCUGACCGCAGAACGGCGAGGAUACAAAGCAAGAAAUGUCUUCUGCAGAGUAUCACUGAUGAGCAGAAGGGUCAGUUUGAAGAGCUAAAACAGCUGGAGGCUGAGGCCGAGUCUCACCUUAGGGAGGUGAAAAGCAAAAGUUCCACUUUGCUGCAGGCGCUGGAGGAGGGAGCGCUUCUGACAGUCGCAGCUCUGCUGAAGGAAACCCAGCAGCUAGCUUCUCAGCUGAAACACGCAGAGGAAAAAGUGAAAGCUCUGCAUAUUCAAAAUGAGCAGCUGGAGGAGGCACGCAUCAAAGCUGACGCCAAAGUUUCCAACCACAAAGAGGCAACACAACUCCUGCAGACUGAGCUGCAGGACAACCGUGCACUAGUUGAAGAGAAAGAGAACGCUAUACAAGCUCUGAAGAGCAAAAUUCGAGAAUCUGAGAAAAAAUCAUCACCCAGUGUGGCUGAGCUGGAGAAGCUUCAGACCAAGCUGUUGCAGUUGGAGAUGAAGCUCAGCUCAGCAUCCGACGAACACAAACGAGAGAUCCAGGCGAUGAACACACUGUUGGAGGAAAAAGAAGAGUUACUGAGGAAGCUUAAAGAAACUCUGAGAAAAUCCCAACAGGAGGGAGAAGAGUCGUUCUUGCAGGGUAAGGACCUUCAUGCCAGACUGACCAACCCCAGGAGUUCUGUGGUCAGCAGCAGUAUUCUGAUGGAGAAAUCCAAGCUGGAGAAGGAAGUCAGCCAGCUUCACAUGAAAAUCACAGAACUGGAAAGGUAACAGCAUCAGGACUGUCUUUGCAACCAAUACAAUCGCGACGUG